AUGGCAAUUAUUGGAAGUUGUCUCUCUCCAGAUGAGCGAGAUAAUGAAAUGGCAAAAGCGUGGUUUGAUGCAGUAGAGGAAAUGGUUUUCGAUGAUGAUUGGCUUGACGAAGAUUUAGGGGCAGCAACACAUUCUCCAGACGUCACAGGUGAAUCGCAGCGUUUGGAGUCCCUUCAGGCAGCCUAUUUUGUGUGUCUUUAUCAAAAUUGGGAAGGUUCAGAUUCCAGCAAAGCACGGAUCAGGCGACAUCGCUAUAAUACCCUGAUUGCGGUUGCCCGAAGCCUUCAACGGACUUCUGCCACUCACCAAGAUUUCUCACUCUUAAAUGAUGAAAGUAUGUUCGAAUGGGCGAGAUUUAUUGGAAUGGAAACCAAGAUUCGAACACUGUGCUAUAUCUACCUGCUUGAUGGGGCAUUUACCAUCUUCAACAAUACGCCACCCAGGAUAGUGAUUUUCGAAAUGCAAAUGAGCCUCACCAGCCCCGAUGAGACAUUCCAAGCGGUCACUGCAACCGAGUGCUUUUCACUUCUGAAAAAAUGGGUCCCUACUAUUCCCCGUUAUAAUCAGUGCUCUAUAGCCUCAGCCCUGGAGACGCUUUGCAAGCCCGUUCUUGAUAUAGAAGAAAGAAGUCUCUUUACUAAUAUGGGAAUACUCAAUAUGUUCUCCAUGAUUACCGGUAUGGCAACCUCCACUGAUUAUGAUUCGAUGCUUACGCAUGCAUGA
This is a messenger RNA of Penicillium arizonense, 723 nucleotides long. RefSeq lists its product as uncharacterized. Gene Ontology annotation, cellular component: chromatin. Gene Ontology annotation, molecular function: RNA polymerase II cis-regulatory region sequence-specific DNA binding; DNA-binding transcription factor activity, RNA polymerase II-specific. Gene Ontology annotation, biological process: regulation of transcription by RNA polymerase II. Lineage: Eukaryota; Fungi; Ascomycota; Eurotiomycetes; Eurotiales; Aspergillaceae. The transcript has 3 exons. The record is from RefSeq and is a predicted model, not a curated record. The coding region runs from base 1 to 723 and encodes 240 amino acids.